This is a messenger RNA of Drosophila sechellia, 251 nucleotides long. RefSeq lists its product as uncharacterized. The record is from RefSeq and is a predicted model, not a curated record. NCBI's taxonomy places the organism in Eukaryota, Metazoa, Arthropoda, Insecta, Diptera, Drosophilidae. Bases 10 to 189 code for a protein of 59 amino acids. The transcript is spliced from 2 exons.
UCCCGCAAGAUGAAGUUGUUUGCUGUUCUUUUCGCCGUUUUGGCCGUUGUCCUGAUGACUGCCGCUCCAGUUUUCGGCAAUCUCCCACAGUGCGAACCCACCGCCGACGCCGCCCAAGGCGGUAGCUAUCCAAUCACGGAGCUGAUGCGGAACGGCAAACCUAUUUAUAACCAUGGAAGAAGAGGUUAACUGAUCAUGAAAAGAAUACAAUUGACAUCAAGUGGUAAUAAAAUAGCGCAUCUUAGAAAAGA